ACUUUAUGCAACGUGCAUCUUUUUCUUUUAUCACAUUAAAUGUGAUGUGUAUCUCAUUGCUAAGAAUUGUUUUAUUUAUCGGCAAAGAAUUUCAUUUAUAAGAAGGAUAGUAAAAAGAAAGUUCAUUGCUAAGAAUUAUCGGCAAACAUAUUUCUAUCAUCCCCGGGUAACGGAGGGAUGAGAGGAGCAGUCGGCGGCGGCGGCCGCAGAGGGAUGUUCGGCACAGUUCAAAGGGCGGUCAAGACUGGUGUCGUCGGUGGAGCAACCGACGACUACGACAACGCUAGUACCACUUCCACCACCAGCAGCACCACCCCCAAACCCACGUGUGUAAUCAACCGCCUCUCUCUCUCCUCUUCGUAUGGUCCCCCGAUAUCUCCCACCUGGCACCCUUCUUGCUCUUCCCCGACCUGUUGGGAUGAGUUUGAGUGGGUAUACGUAGACGGGGCCGAAGAUGAAACGUCAUCGUCUUAUGGGUUCAACGAUGAUUUUGUGUUUCGGCCAGUUCCAUCAAAGGACGAGGUUCAAAACGCGGUCCUUUCUAUUCAGCAGGUCCUUGACCCGACCUCCUUUUCAAAGUUCAUCAAGGGAAGACUUCCUUAUAAUUCAGACAAUGAUGUUGCGGAAGAAAUUGCAAGUCCAAGGAUGAACAGAGUUUCUUCGGUUGGUCAAGAAUUAGAUUGGAUUGAACCCUCAUUCCAUCUCUGUAAUCCAAGGAUGUUACAGUAUCGUGGAUGUGACAGAGUUUACAAUGCUUUCCAUCUAUUGCAUACUGACCCUUCUAUUCAGAUGAUGGUGAUGUCAUUGUCCUCUGAUAAAGCUGUUUGGGAUGCUGUUUUGAACAACGAGGUGGUACGGGAGCUCAGGGAGUCACUUAUUAAAGCAGACAGAAGUGUUCCUGAGAACCAAAGUGACAGUGUUCCUGAGAACCAAAGUGACAGAUCUGAUGUCUUCAAUGCAGCAGCAGACAUACUCAAUUGGAUUUUUAAUAAUACUAAGGCUGAAGUGUUGAAACUAAUGGAGAAAAUUACAAAGCUAGUUAAUGGGUUGUUUCAAUCUCGCGAGGAUGAGACAACAGGAGGAGCCACAGAGCCAAUUGAGGGAAAGCUCCAAACUUCGCUGAUGCUCACAAUUGUGGUCUUGUUGAUUGUGGUUGUGACUCGAACCAGUAUGGCUCGACCGCCUUGACCUUAAUCUGUCGAAAUGACACAUGAAGAUACUCCAGAAGGUUACUUUUGGAUUUGGCAGGUUUUGUGUAUAUAUGGUUGUUGUAUUACUAGAAGGCUGUGUUUGGUGGAAAAAGUUAAUGUCAGGCAUUGCUUCUUGUGCAAAGCCUUAGGCGUUGUUGGUUUCCAAAUUUUACUUUGUUUUAACUUUCUUUUCCAAUCAUUACUCUAUAUCUUUCUCUAAUCAUUAUCCUAUUUCUCCAAUUAUUAA
Rhododendron vialii is the source of this 1437-nucleotide messenger RNA. RefSeq lists its product as uncharacterized. NCBI's taxonomy places the organism in Eukaryota, Viridiplantae, Streptophyta, Magnoliopsida, Ericales, Ericaceae. The transcript is spliced from 4 exons. The record is from RefSeq and is a predicted model, not a curated record. Bases 178 to 1188 code for a protein of 336 amino acids.